GGAAAAGAAAAGCACACAUUUCUGCAUCACUGCAAUUCAAAAAAGAGCUGAUUACAUGUUUCAGUUUAGAAAAUGUGGAGCGGUACGAUAUGCAAACACACAACCAGAGCACCAGAACCUCUGAGGUGUGCUGAAAGGUUGUUGUCAGCAGUUUUCACACUGUCAGUGUGCAGCAAGAGACGAUGAAGGUGUCAGCUCUGCGUCUGCUUCUCUUGCUGAACUCUCUGGAUUCUGCUUCUGCUCGAGUCUCUGUGACCGUCUCUCCAGAGAGAUCCCAGUUCUUUAAAUAUGAACGUUUCUCUGUGAGCUGUGAGGAUGAAGAGAAGGAACAAGUCACCGGAUGGAAGGUGAUGAAGAGAAUGAUGGAUGGAGAGGUACAUCCAUGCCCUUCCUGCUCCAUAUCUGCUGCAUUCCCCUUCACAGACAGCGGGGAGUACUGGUGUCAGUCUGGACAGGGAGCAACCAGCAACAGUGUCAACAUCAGCGUCACAGCUGGCCUUGUUAUCCUGGACAGUCCGGUACAUCCUGUGAUAGAGGGGGACAAUGUGACCCUGAGCUGCAGACACAAAUCCAUCCUAACGCCCACCGAGGUCCUCAAUACUGAAUUCUUCAAAGAUGGCCGCCUCAUUGGACGCAGCUCCACAGGAAACAUGACCAUUUAUAGAGUUUCCAAGUCUGAUGAAGGAUUCUACAAGUGUAAAGUCAAUGGACCCAAUAACGAAUCAGAAGAAAGCUGGUUGACUGUCAGAGCAGCGCCACCUACAGGCCAAGAUCCUCAAGCAAACCUAUUCUUCCCUGUGGUGCGCCAUCUAGUGGUGGGUUGUCCUUACCUGCUGUCCACCAUCUUACUUGGACUCAUAGGCAGGGACAGAAUUAGAGCGCUGCACGCCGAGAAGAGGAGGCAAAAAUCUGAUGAUGUCAUUAUGGAGAUGGCGCAAUACAGGGUGGGCCAUCCUGUGUGACCUUUGAGACGGACUCCAGGUUGAAGACGAAGACCACCACAAAAGAGUAACAUCCCUGUCUCCGUAUUCAUCUUCAGAUUCAAAUUCAGACAACUUUAUUGAUCCCAAGAAGAGCAAUUCAUUUAUAGCUUACCACACAACAUUUAACAUCUACAACACAUCCAUCAUAUAUACAUGCUACAAGUCACAAGUCAGGCACUGGGUCUGUACAUGGGACUUGAGGGUCUGUAGAGGACAGCAAUAAGUUAAUGUAAUAAAUAAAUAACAGUAAGAUACGACAACGAUUAAAAGACAAUAUAAUCUCUUCUCAUACCAAUGUUAUUUAAAAUGACUAAAUAGACUGCCGUCGGAGUUUAAAAGCCUGAUAGCAGAUGGGAUAAAAGAACCUUCAAUCUUAAAAUUUAAUAUUUCUUAGUUGUUCUUAUUCUUGACUUCUAACUCAUUACCGUCUGUCUGCUUUAAUCUGUUUUUUGAUGGUCCAGCAUUAUGUGAUGUUUGACUUAUCAUAACCAGAGUCUGAGUCAUUCGACAGCUUUCGAGCGGCUGAGAUGAAGCGGUCACGUUUCCAUGACGAUGUGUUUUAUAACUUUGAAAGGAAGUGCUGGUGUUUGAGGUGUGAAGUCCGCCUGCUUGGGGUUAGAAAGUCAACAUCAACAGUGGUUAUUAACAACUUUUAUAUUUCAAUGUUUGAGAUAUUUUACUGACAUUUGUAAUAUUUGUGGUAUAACACUGAAAAUAAACUUUGUCAUUAUUUCAUCAUUCA
Notolabrus celidotus (New Zealand spotty) is the source of this 1725-nucleotide messenger RNA. Its product is annotated as high affinity immunoglobulin gamma Fc receptor I-like. The transcript is spliced from 8 exons. Bases 183 to 962 code for a protein of 259 amino acids. Lineage: Eukaryota; Metazoa; Chordata; Actinopteri; Labriformes; Labridae. Gene Ontology annotation, molecular function: transmembrane signaling receptor activity. The record is from RefSeq and is a predicted model, not a curated record. Gene Ontology annotation, biological process: cell surface receptor signaling pathway.